Molecule: messenger RNA, 4986 nt
Organism: Aspergillus tubingensis
Lineage: Eukaryota; Fungi; Ascomycota; Eurotiomycetes; Eurotiales; Aspergillaceae
Product: putative anucleate primary sterigmata (ApsB)
Exons: 2
Coding region: 1-4986 (1661 amino acids)
Cellular component (GO): microtubule organizing center
Source: RefSeq, a predicted model, not a curated record
AUGUCGACCGCAUCGCCUCAACCACCUUCCUCUCCGUCGCCUGAGUCCCCAAACGUCGCCGAACACGCGCAUCCGGUGCGCUCCCCGACAUUCUCUCCACCCCCCAACCCAUUACACGAAGAAGGACUCCCGGCUCUCGAAGACGUAUUCCGCGAUCCAAUCCCUUUGAUGGUGGCGGAGAACGCGCGGGGAGGUCUUUCCCCGACCACAAUGGACACUCCCGCCCGAGACGGCGCUGUCGACGACCACUACGCUCAUGAGGAACCGGGCGCCCUCAGUGAUGCCCAACGCCAUAAUCCUGCAGUUGACCCAUCGACGGUGGAAGACCCCGCCCAUGACGAUUCGAACCUGUCCCUCCCCCCUUUGCCCGACAACGACGAUAGCAGCCUUUUGUUGUCCGCCGACGAUGACUACCAGGAGCGAGUGGACGACCAAACUUUCAUCAAAGAAAAGGAAAUGCGGCGGCAGUUGAUGGAUAUGGAGUCCAGCUUUCUGCCGGAACCUUCGACCAUCGAAGUCGCAACCACGAACCGAAUUAUUGGUGCGGAUGAUACUUACUUGGUUGGAAUACACGAGGAGGAGCCUGUCCCUGAAGUGCUGGAAAGCACGCAGAUUUCGUUCGUGCCGCCCGAUGAUUCUAUACAUGACAUCGCAGCGGCCGCGGAUGGCACUCACACACCUCAGACGCCCACCCAUGAGCACAGACAGGACACAGCGGAGGAUUUGGACGCAACGCCUGCCGCUUCCCCCGAACAACAUGGCGACAACACCACUAUCCUGGAAGCGAUCCCAUCAUCUCCUUCGGCGGCCGCUGCAGCGAGGACAAGUACCCGUAACCAGUCUACCUCAUCCGAAAAUGCGCCCGACACCAGCCAGAUUGCUCGCGACGAUGCAUUUGAUCGCUCUCCUGUACCGGACGCAGACAUCUCACUCCAAUCCAGCCAUCACAAAAUUCGCAGCCUAUCACGCAGUGUGUCCCCUGGAACGUCGAGGCUGUUUCAUGACAACAGCGCGAAUGACGCCGAUACAGCCUCCCAUACGAGCAGUCGUCGAAGCAACCGACCGAAGUAUCUGACUAGUCGUAAUUCGGCCCAUCGGCUUUCAUAUUCCUCGGUCACGAGUGCGGGUACAGAAAUCACAAACAGUGAUGCGACGCUGGGCGCCGACUACGCACUUCAAUCAGGCGGUGCAGCGCCGGGCAACCCGGGUUUAGCGCAUGCCGGACAGCGCAACACAUUGGCCCGGUCGGUCAGCUUGGGAAGCAUGGCAUCAGGUAUCUCGGGAUACAGUGAUGAGAAUCUCUUUGAUCGGAAGAACCCUGGCGGGACCACGGAAGGAGGCCUACAGACCUUGGAUGAAGAGGAAGGCCCAACUCAGUCACGUCCGGGGUCGUCUUACCAAAGGUAUCAGCAACAGCAGCAGCAGCAACAACAACAACAAUCAGAGCAGCGCCCUCAACAAGAAUUCCAUCCCGAUGACGCUUCUGGACCGAUGACACCACGGGCGAAACCCCAAGACACCGGAUUUCCUACGGAUACGGUCCUCGCAGAACGUGUCAAAGACGUGCAGGUUCCCAGCGCAUUCGUGAAGCAGUUCCGGGAGGACUAUGGUAGCCGUGGAUUGUCGCCUGAAAAGCGGACGAGCGCCACUCCGGCCUUUGCCCGGAGUGGCCGCACCAUGACGCUCAAAGAGCAAAGCAGCACCAUUGACCGUCUUUCCAAGGAGAACUUUGACCUCAAGAUGCGCAUCCACUUCCUCAAUGAAGCACUGAAUCGACGCUCUGAGGAGGGCAUCAAGGAGAUGAUCUCGGAGAAUGUUGAGUUGAAGUCAGACAAGCUGAAGCUGCAGAAGGACAAUCAAAGCCUGAAGCGCAAGUUGCGCGAUCUCGAGAAACAGUUGAAAGACCAGCAGUCCGACAAGGAGUCUAUGCUGAACCAUGACCCCGAAGGGUCGGACGAGGAAGACCGUGACCCCGCGCAGGACGAGGAGAUUCUCUUCCUGCGCGAGCGGGCAGAGACAUAUGAACUGGAAAUCGAGCGACUCCGUUCGGAAAGCAUUGCCCGCGAAAGUGAGAAGAGACGACUGGCCGAGAUGGUGAAAUCCCUUAGUGACGGGCGGCCCAUGGGAUCGGAUGUUGGCGCCCGGGAGGAGAGGGAUAUGUGGAAGGACAUGCUGGAGGCCGAGACGGCGGCUCGCGAGCAGGCAGAAGAGGAAAAUAAGCGGCUGCGCGAAGAGACCCUGCGCUUGAAGAACGAGAUGAACUUCCCUGUCGUCGCCGCGCGAGUCGGGCAACGCGACAGAAUUGGCUCAAUGGCCUCGUACUCUGCUGCGUCCGAACGAGACUUCAGCCGCGAUCCCCAUACUGUUAGCUCCUCCAGCUCGACGCUGGUGAUGGAGUUGGAACUGCUAAAGCAAGAGAAUGCGGAGCUGAGAAAGGAGGUGAGCGCUCAGACCUCGAUGCUCACGUCCCGCAACCGGGAGAAGGAGCGGUUAUACCAGGAGAUUGAAGAGCUCAAACUUGGUCAACGCCGGGAUGGGACUCGAUCGGUUGCCGGCGACAGCAUCUUCGAUCGCUCGGCGUCCCGGGCACAUGGUCGGCCCUCUUCGCGCGCCAGCGAUGGCACGGGUCAAUCGCCGAGCGACGAUGCCGAGCGCGAAGACCUAGAAACGCGCGUAGGCCAGCUGCGCGACCAGGUGUCGGCUCUGAAGCUUGAAAACCAAUCUAUUCGGGAGCAGCUGGAUGAGGUCAACCAGGAUUAUGACUCGCUGGACAAGGCAUAUCAGGCCGACGUCGAUGAGGCGGAAGAAGAGAUAUCGAACCUUCAACAAAUGGUACAAAAUCUCCGACAGGAGCGCGACCAGUCCAUGCAGAUAGCCGAAGAGCGCGAUGAAGCAUUCCAAAACAUCCGCGCAGAAGCUCAGGAAGAGCUAGACGCCAUGAGUGAGGCUCUGGAGCAGAAGGUAGAAGAGUGCCAGCGAUUGAGCGAAGAAGUGCGUGUUCAGGACGAAAACCUUCGGGCACUCCAGGCGGAGAUGCGCUCAGCUAGCGAGGGCAUUAUCCGGCUUGAGGAAGAUGCACAGAACAAUCUCCAGCGGUACAAGGCCGUCCAGCAGGAACUGGAGGACUGCAACCGCGAGAUGGAGUCGCUGGAGAAGGAUCUCUAUGAGGCUAACACUAAAGUACAACGGCUCACCGUGCAAAUUGAGUCGAGUCAGAAUGAGAUUGCGUUCCUCCGCGAGGAGCAGGAUGGCGACAAGAUCAAGAUCGGAGAUCUUGAAUCAGAGCUCAAGUCCUACCAGCUCAGCCUGCAAAGCGAGCGCGACAAGACACGCGAACUCGAGGAACGGUUGGCGGAGGAACGGCACCAGCGUGAAGUUGUGGGCAGCAAAGAGAAGCAAGAGGUGCAGCGCAUUGUCAACGAGCUGAACCGUGAGGCGACCACCGCCAAGGAGGAGAACCGCAAACUUAGGAAGAACCUGUCGGCGCAGGAGAUUGAAGCCGCAACCUGGAAAGAGCGGUUGCUGGACUUGGAAAACAACCUACGAGAGACGCUGGGUGAUCUAACCGGCAGUCGCUCUAGUCUGAUUUCCAACAUCAUGAAGCUGCAAAAGGAGCUGGAGUCGACAGCCCUGGAACUCGAAAGCACGCGAGCCAAGCUGGACGACAAGGAGUCUCUUCUGCGCAACCGCGAUGCGCUGCUGGAGAGUCAUGGGCUGGAAUCGCGCAAGCUGGCCGAGCUGCUCGACCGCGAGCGCCAUGCCCGCCGUGCCGACAAGCAGUCGUUCGAGCAAGCUCUCAAAUCCCACCACCAGGCCUCGCGCACCAUCACGCAGAACAACUCGCGCAUCUCGGAGCUGGAGAAUGCGCGUAAUCAAGAUCGCAAGCGCUUCACCACUCUGGAGCAGCAGUUCCGCGACCAGCUGAGCGAGCGCAACGUGAUGCUCCUAAACAUCUGGAAACGCCUGUCAGCCAUGUGCGGACCGGACUGGGCGCAUUCAAACAGCUUGAUCAACGGCAAUCUCCCCAGUCAAGAGGUCAUUGGCAACAUCCUCUUCUGGCCCGGGUUUAGCCGCAACCUUCUGCUCGCUGUCAAGACCGUCGAAAGCGUGAUCUCGGGCUUCAAGUCGCGCAUCAAGGGUGUUGAACGGGAUUUGACCAAACAGUACCAGAUGCUGGAGCAUACCUUCAGUCUGCGCGUUAAGAAGCUUGACCGCCUCGAGGAGUCCAUGAUGAACAUGCGCGCACAACAGCACAGCCGGAACCAGUCCGGAAUGUCUCCUGAAAUGGCGAAGCUCCGGGGUGAGAACCGGCUCUUGAAGGCCGAGCUGAACCUGCUUCAAUCGCACUCACGCAGCCGUGGACCUGCCUCUGCGGCUGUCUCCGCCGCCGCUGUUGGUAUUGGAUCCAACUCCCCACGGUCACCGACCCGUGCGCUGAGCCUAGAUCCUGGAGCCGAUGCAGAACCGGGCUCUCUGAUCCGUCAUCACUCAGCAGUCGAGAAACCCGCCCCGUCGCGCGGUCUGUCGCGGAGCGCCACCACUGGCAUCCCUCAACCCUCGCAUUCGGCCUCGACAACCUCGACAGCGACGCUCGCCAAUGAUGGGCCAGGAGCACUGGUGCAAGGUUCUCGCUCCCGACAUAUGUCCGCUGACCCGGGGAGCAACGAGAAGUGGAUUCAACGCUUGCAUGAGCUGGAGAAGCGAUUGAAGGCCGAACGGGAGGCUCGCCUUCUGGACCGAAGCGGCGCACGGCGGCGCCUGGAAGAGCGCGAUGCGGAGAACCAGCGACUCCGCGCGCAGCUCGAGCGACAGCGUGUACGCAAAGAGCUAUCCGGGGGCACGUCGACCGAUGAGGACGUGCGCGCGCGUGGUCAACGGCGGCUCGAGGGGUCAGACCCGGGCACGAGUGACGGAUAUGAUCGGCGUCGGGACGAUGAGAUGAGCUCGAGCGAAGGCGAGGGCAUCUACGUUGACAUUGAGGUCUGA